Engraulis encrasicolus (European anchovy) is the source of this 1700-nucleotide messenger RNA. Its product is annotated as RCC1 domain-containing protein 1-like. Lineage: Eukaryota; Metazoa; Chordata; Actinopteri; Clupeiformes; Engraulidae. The record is from RefSeq and is a predicted model, not a curated record. The transcript is spliced from 8 exons. The coding region runs from base 227 to 1426 and encodes 399 amino acids.
UGACAGCUAGCGUGUUCGUGCGCAUGCUCCAAAUCGAAAUAGGAGAUGGCGCUAUCCAUGAACAGCAGAGUGAAUAGACAAAUUAGUCAAAGACGCCGGAGAAACAUAACGUUUCUUUCGAUUACCAUGUUACCUCCAUGUUGACUUGGAGAUAUUGCUAACAAGAGCAGGAAACAAUCAUCCAACACUUCAGUGAGCAUUUGAAAAGGGAUGGUCGGCUAGGCUAAUGGUUAGCUUUCUUGAAUUGCCUUCAGAUACACUACAAACCUUCCCUGACGGGGUGCGCAAAAUGAGUUGGUACGGUUUUGGGUUUAAUGGCUUUGGGCAAAUUGUUGCACAUGGAAGCGCAGAUACAGGUGAACCUUGUGUAAACCAAGUGAAAGUGGUUGUUCCAACGGCAGUGGAAUUGCCAGAUAAAUGUGGUGACAGCUCAGUGACAAAGGACUGCAGCAUCCAGCUCUCUGCAAGCUGGAGUCGGACGGCUCUAUUUCCCGUACAAGCCAACGGAGAGGUGCAUCUGACAGGAUUCCUAGAUGGGGUACCCAGCAGCCGAAGAAGCAUCACUACGAGCAAUGGAUGCUUGGAAUCCUACAUCAGUGAGAGGUACCUCACCCUCCGCUUCUCAGACAAGGUGGAGUGCUGGAGCUGUGAUGGCGCAGAUAUGGAGCUCGUUUGGAAAACAGAGCAGGAUUCAUCAGAGAAAGAGACAGGUGACUCUCCCCAGCUGCCUCUGGUUCCGGGGGGCUACAUUGCCCACAUACCCCCUCUAUUCCGCCCCCUGUCUGCCCAGCUGCAGGCCCAGAGCUUGGCCCUGGGCUCAGGCCACGCGGUGCUCCUUUGUGCCUCUGGAGCAAUAUACACCUGGGGAAAUGGGAGCCACGGUCAGCUAGGUCAUGGCGGUCUGGUGCUGGAAGAGGAGCCGCGGGUGGUGGAGGCACUGUGGGGUGUCCCGUUGCGCUCAGUGGCAGCUGGAGGAUGGCAUUCAGCCUGCAUCGGUGAGGGUGGCGAUCUGUAUAUGUGGGGCUGGAAUGAGAGUGGCCAACUGGGCCUUCCCUCGCGCCGUUGCAGGAAGAAGGCUGAAGAAAACAAAGAAGUGGGACCAGCAGGAGAUGAGCAAUCAGGAGACACAUCUGAGGAUGUGUGCAUCUCCAUCCAGUCCCUCCCUGCACUAGUGGACAUACAGCGCGUGUCUGAGGUGAAAACCAUCAGCUGUGGAGCUCGCCACACGGCUGCAGUCAGCAGUGAUGGGAAUCUGUAUACCUGGGGAUGGGGUGACUAUGGACAGCUGGGACAUGGGCCUCUGUGCAGCUCAGAUGAGCCGUGUCUGGUGGAUUUCUUCCCCACAAAUGGACUGCAUGUGGAAGAUGUGCGAUGCGGUCAAUGGAACACAUUUGCCUCAGUCAGAAUAGCAAACCCCACAGUUUAACAUGUCAUGAUACAGUGUCUGUGCCUAAUUUAGCUACAUACAUCAGUGAAUGUUGUUAUCAUUAUUAACUUAUUAACUAUUUAAUGAUCAUUAUAAAAGGUAGUAGUAAAUGUUUUAGAGAUUCUCCAGACAUGUUGUGACAGUGUAUAAAGGUAUUUAUUGCACAAAGAGUUUUCAAAGAAAUCACAUACAAAUUUUAAAAAAGUACCACGACCCUGUAUAGACCCAUGAUAGAAAACAGUAAAUCCGUAAGGCAAAAACAAGUUAAAAGACA